AUGACUGAUGUGUUUGAGAAGUUUCUGUGGUUCGUCAGCUCCGAGAACUACCUGAUCAUCGCAGGACGAGACCAGCAGCAGAACGAGAUGAUCGUCAAGCGCUACCUGAGAGCAGGGGACGUUUACGUUCACGCCGAUCUGCACGGAGCCACGAGCUGCGUGAUCAAGAACCCGUCUGGCGAGGCUGUUCCUCCGCGGACGCUCACCGAGGCCGGGACGAUGGCCGUGUGCUACAGCGCAGCGUGGGACGCUAAAGUGGUCACCAGCGCGUGGUGGGUUCACCAUCAUCAGGUGUCCAAAACCGCGCCGACGGGAGAGUAUCUGACCACCGGCAGCUUCAUGAUCAGAGGGAAGAAAAACUUUUUGCCCCCUUCAUAUCUGAUCAUGGGCUUUGGGUUUCUGUUUAAGGUAAAGACGUCGCCGACACGAAACAAUGACAACAUAAUCACAUCAUAUGACGCAUUAAUGCUAAGAUAGCGUGGCUUGGUGGUUAACUCUUUCACCGCCAGCAUUUUUGAUCAUUUUCACACAAAUU
Messenger RNA from Sinocyclocheilus grahami, 535 nucleotides. RefSeq names its product nuclear export mediator factor Nemf-like. NCBI's taxonomy places the organism in Eukaryota, Metazoa, Chordata, Actinopteri, Cypriniformes, Cyprinidae. Gene Ontology annotation, cellular component: RQC complex. The transcript has 6 exons. Bases 1 to 477 code for a protein of 158 amino acids. Gene Ontology annotation, biological process: ribosome-associated ubiquitin-dependent protein catabolic process; rescue of stalled cytosolic ribosome. The record is from RefSeq and is a predicted model, not a curated record. Gene Ontology annotation, molecular function: tRNA binding; ribosomal large subunit binding.